Amyelois transitella is the source of this 1271-nucleotide messenger RNA. Its product is annotated as T-box transcription factor TBX1-like. The record is from RefSeq and is a predicted model, not a curated record. The coding region runs from base 65 to 1171 and encodes 368 amino acids. Gene Ontology annotation, cellular component: nucleus. Gene Ontology annotation, molecular function: DNA-binding transcription factor activity, RNA polymerase II-specific; RNA polymerase II cis-regulatory region sequence-specific DNA binding. Gene Ontology annotation, biological process: positive regulation of DNA-templated transcription; regulation of transcription by RNA polymerase II; cell fate specification. The transcript has 9 exons. Lineage: Eukaryota; Metazoa; Arthropoda; Insecta; Lepidoptera; Pyralidae.
UGCGCGCGCGCGUCUAACGCAACCUGAUUUAUAGUGGCUUGCUGAAAAAAUAAUCGGUGAUGUGAUGGAGGGACAGGAAUGGCGAGUGGAAUGGCAGCAGCCGCGGUUAGACGGAUUGGGACCAAACAACCAGUUUACUCGAAGCAGUUUCACCUUAUCCCAAUCACUAGCAGAACGGAUCGGGAGAGACCAUGAGCAGCCAGUGUUGUCGCAAUUACACCAUCCUAUUAGAGAUAAUUCAGUAUGUACUCGAACGACUUACUCCCCACUGCAAGCGCUCAGCGAGAGCACAUGUCGUGACCACGGAGCCCAGACGGCACCACCACCACAACCUCCGCCCAGGGUCCAGGUAUCAUCUCAAAACGUGACGCUACAUCCAGCAGUAUCUCGAUGCACAGCCUCUUUAGAACUGGCGACCCUCUGGCGUAACUUUCACGAGUUAGGCACAGAGAUGAUAGUCACGAAGGCUGGAAGGCGGAUGUUCCCAGCCUUACAGGCUCGGCUGGCCGGGUUGCUACCAAAUGCGAAUUAUCUUCUACUAGUAGACUUUGUGCCUUUGGAUGACAAAAGAUACCGAUACGCUUUUCAUAGCUCCAGCUGGGUGGUGGCAGGCAAAGCGGACCCCGUCUCUCCUCCAAGGAUCCACGUGCACCCAGACUCCCCCGCGCCAGGAUCCCACUGGAUGCGGCAACUGGUUUCUUUCGAUAAGCUCAAGCUGACGAAUAAUCAGCUCGAUGAUAAUGGACAUAUAAUCCUGAACUCGAUGCACCGCUACCAGCCGCGGCUCCACGUGGUAUACCUGCCGGGCGAGGGUCAGAGCACCCCGGGCACCGUACCUUACCGGACCUUCGUCUUCCCGGAGACUGGCUUCACGGCGGUCACUGCCUAUCAGAACCAUAGGAUAACCCAACUAAAAAUAGCGAGCAAUCCAUUCGCGAAGGGCUUCAGAGACUGCGAUCCAGAUGAGUGUCCCCCAGAGCAAAGCCAGCAACGUGUCACGCCUCGCCGUCGCGAGCCCACUCAAGGCGAGCCGUGUCCACAGCUGACCCAGCCGUACGCAGCGGAGCCGAGCACUUGUGGCCCUUUGUACGCUGCCCACGCGCAUCCUGUACGGUACCAACCUCACACAGGCCACAAUAGUGCCUACAGCGCUUACUACGCGCAUAGAUAGUUCAGAAUUAUUUGGAAAAGCCAACGAUAGGAUACUGAUUAGGAAAGACAAGACCAGGUAGGAGGGACCAGGUUGAACUCGCCAUAACAAAUAUGUAACA